AUGGCUACAGAACUCAGAGAAGCCUUCAUCAAGGCAGAGAAAGAAAACAGAUCGGCACUCGUGACAUUCAUCACAGCCGGUUUCCCCCGUAUCGAGGAUACGGUUCCAGUGUUGAAAGGACUCCAAGAGGGAGGAGCAGAUGUGAUCGAGCUCGGAAUUCCAUUCAGUGAUCCAAUUGCAGACGGCCCAACCAUCCAGGCGGCAAACGUGGUGGCGUUGGACAACGGAAUGAGCGUGAAGAAGGUUCUAGAACAGGUGAGGCAGGCCCGUGCGGCCGGUGUUACGGUGCCCAUCGUGCUCAUGGGCUACUACAACCCGAUUUUGAUAUACGGGGAGAAGAAGAUGAUCCACGACACAAAGCAGGCGGGUGCCAACGGUUUUAUCAUCGUGGACUUGCCGCCGGAAGAGGCCGUCAAGUUCAGAGACUUGUGCUCGGCCGACGGACUCUCUUACGUGCCAUUGGUUGCCCCCUCGACGACAGAUGACCGUUUGAAGCUCUUGGGAGAGAUUGCCGACUCGUUUAUGUACGUGGUGUCGCGUAUGGGCGUCACGGGGGCCGGAAUUUCGGUCACGAAAGACGUGGGACCGCUCUGCGAGCACGUGAGGAAGCUUACCGGCGGAAAGACGCCGCUAGCCGUCGGAUUCGGCGUCUCCACGAGGGAGCACUACCUCCAGGUGGGAAAAGACGCAGACGGUGUUGUGAUUGGCUCAAAGUUGGUGAACCUAGUUAAGGAGGCAGCCGAUGGUGACAGAGCAGACGCUGCAAAGAGAUAUGCACACUCGAUUUUGAACGGCGCAGGCACAAACGUGCAUCCUAAGGAUGUGAUUCCGGAGAAAGCAGACACUUUGGCACACCCAGACUUUGUGGAAAAGCACAAGCACAACCCACGUUUUGGAGACUACGGCGGCCAGUACGUUCCGGAGGCAUUGCACGGGUGUCUCCGCGAGUUGGAGGGUGCCUUUGAGAGUGCAAUUGCCGAUCCGAAGUUCUGGGAGGAGUACAGGGGCUUGUACGACUACAUGGGCCGGCCAUCUCCACUGACUUACGCCAACAGGCUCACGGAGUACGCCGGAGGUGCACGGAUCUGGUUGAAGCGCGAGGAUUUGAACCACACGGGUUCGCACAAGAUCAACAAUGCGAUCGGCCAGAUCUUGAUUGCCAAGAGGCUUGGUAAGAAGAACAUCAUAGCCGAGACCGGUGCCGGCCAGCACGGUGUGGCCACUGCUACUGCUGCCGCGAAGUUCGGCAUGAGCUGCACGAUCUUCAUGGGGGCCAAGGAUGUGCAGAGACAGGCAUUGAACGUGUUCCGGAUGCGGAUUUUGGGUGCCAAGGUGAUUUCCGUGACCAACGGCACGCAGACACUAAGAGAUGCCACUUCAGAGGCCUUCAGAUACUGGGUGUCGCACGUUAAGGACACGCACUACGUUGUGGGAUCAGCCAUUGGCCCACAUCCUUACCCUACCAUGGUCAGAACCUUCCAGUCUGUGAUUGGCCGCGAGAUCAAGCAGCAGUUUGCUGCCAAAAGCGGCGGAAAGAAGUUGCCCGAUCUGGUUGUUGCCUGUGUUGGCGGAGGUUCGAACUCCAGUGGCACGUUUUCUCCGUUCGAGAACGACACUUCCGUGCAGUUGAUGGGCUGUGAGGCAGGCGGUGAAGGUAUUGAGACCGGAAACCACUCUGCAACCUUGACUGCAGGCCACCCCGGCGUUUUCCACGGUGUCCGGACCUACGUUCUCGAAAACGAGGACGGCCAGAUCCACGACACUUACUCCGUGUCCGCCGGUUUGGACUACCCGGGUGUUGGUCCGGAGUUGGCCGGCUGGAAGGACAGUGGCCGUGUCAAGUUCAUUGCUGUGACUGAUGCCGAGGCUUUGGAGGGAUUCCGGUUGCUUUCACAGUACGAGGGUGUGAUUCCUGCUUUGGAGUCUUCGCACGCCGUCUACGGGGCUGUGCAGCAGGCCAAGAAGAUGUCCAAAGACCAGGAUGUCGUGAUUACUGUUUCCGGAAGGGGUGAUAAGGACGUUACCAACGUUGCCAAGAAUCUUCCUGUUUUGGGUCCUAAGAUCGGCUGGAACUUGAGGUUUGGUUCUUUGGACGAUGCCUCUAAAUGA
Messenger RNA from Brettanomyces bruxellensis, 2109 nucleotides. It is a transcript of the gene TRP5, whose product is annotated as tryptophan synthetase. NCBI's taxonomy places the organism in Eukaryota, Fungi, Ascomycota, Pichiomycetes, Pichiales, Pichiaceae. The record is from RefSeq and is a predicted model, not a curated record. Bases 1 to 2109 code for a protein of 702 amino acids. Gene Ontology annotation, molecular function: tryptophan synthase activity. Gene Ontology annotation, biological process: L-tryptophan biosynthetic process. Gene Ontology annotation, cellular component: cytoplasm. The transcript has a single exon.